CUCUUCUACUCUGCAAAGCCCAGACCAAAUAAAAGUACCACACUCCUAUAAACCAAAAGAACAGAACAAAAUCAAGCCGUGGGAGAGUGUUGAAGAACGAAAAUGGUGGUAACCGAAGAACAAAAAUGCACCCCCACAAGCCAAAAGCAGUCAAGUAGCCAAAACAUGGUCGCUCUUCUCAGCCCAAGGUUCAAAUCUGCGGCUGCUAAAGCCGGUUGGGAUGAAGAGGCUCUGUUACUGGCCAGCCUCAUCGUCGAAGACACGCCGGAAAGAGAUUCCAAGCACAAGAGGCGUUCUAUUCUGAACAUCAAAACCCCACCACUAUCUAAUUCAAAAAAGAAGCGCAGAGUUCAGAGGAGUCCACAACUACAAGCAGUCCCUGUAGUUGUUCUUGAUCUUGAUGCUGAAGAUUCUCCCACAAAGGGUAGUGGGAAAAAGAAGAAAGAAAAGAAAAACUCUGUGGCUGAAGGAAGUAAAGGAGGAGCAGAUGAAUCGAAUCAGAAUCAGAAGAAGGAUUCUUCUGGUGUCUCCUCUUCAAGUUCCACCAGUUCUGCUCUUCCCUGCAUUGAUAAACUUAAGGAGGAGCUUUCCUGUGCGAUUUGUUUAGAGAUAUGCUUUGAGCCAAGUACCACUCCUUGUGGUCACAGCUUUUGUAGAAAAUGUCUGCGAUCUGCUGCGGACAAGUGUGGCAAGAAAUGCCCCAAAUGCAGGCAAUUGAUAAGUAAUGGACGAUCCUGCACCAUUAACACAGUUCUAUGGAACACAAUACAGCUCCUGUUUCCUCAGGAAGUUGAAGCAAGGAAAGCAGCUGCAGCUAGUGCCUUGAAUACUAGUGAAAAGGCUCAAUGUCUGAGUCCAGAAACAGCAUUUUACAGUAACCUAAGGAAUCGAAGCACGCAACCUAGUCAUGGGGCACCAAGCAGAGGAGCUGGACAAACCCACCAAGGAUCCAGGGUUGUUCAGACUAGUUCAAGGAAUCAAACCUCAACAACAGCAGCAGCUAUAGCAGCAGCAUCUGCAAGAGUGAGGACAAGAAGAGUGGUUUCUAACCAAGAUGAAGAUGCUGCUUUGGCUCUAAGGUUGCAAAGAGAAGAGUUUCUUCAAGUUUAUAGGGGGGGAAGCCAGGAGCAGUCCAGCACUUCAUUAUCUAGAGCAAAUUUGAGGGCUAUGGCAUCUAGAGCCAUGAAUCUUCGCAUUAGAGAUCGAAGAGUAUAAAUAUAGAUUGCAUGUGCUGCACAAUUUUGAGUGAGUGGUUUUAGUUUUUAGGUACAAGUUGAUUGCAAAAUCAACCGAUUUCCUGAAUUCUGGUGAUUUAAUUUUUCUUUAAUUUAAAACAUAGAAGAAUAUGAGUAACAUUUGCUCCCCCUAAAGAUAAUGAAAUUAGUAAUUUGGCAUUCAUUGAGACUAGAUUUCUUUAUGCUGAAUCCUUGUCUGGCCAACAUCUUUCUUGAUCUUUAAGUGAUACUCCAAGGGAUAUUAGUUCUUGAUCAUUCAAAGAGUAUGUAACAAUGAUUUGUCAUAAUUACUUGGAAAUGAGAUUUCUCACAUGUUGGGAACCAUCCAAGGGAUAUUAGUUAUUGAUUUGUGACAUCAAUGUGAAUCGCUGUGCUUCUUUGUGUUAAUUGGUUGAUUCUCUUUUGAGUGAUCAGAGAACUUUAUGCUAAUUUUUCUUGGGUUUUGAUCAGAGAACUUCUCUACGUGUUGAAAUUAAUCUAGUGUUUUGAUCUUCCAAACUUGUAAUUAUUAACCGAAGAAAUAAGGAAUA
This is a messenger RNA of Lotus japonicus, 1765 nucleotides long. RefSeq lists its product as uncharacterized. Gene Ontology annotation, biological process: double-strand break repair. The coding region runs from base 103 to 1215 and encodes 370 amino acids. Gene Ontology annotation, molecular function: metal ion binding; ubiquitin-protein transferase activity; nucleosome binding. The transcript is spliced from 6 exons. Gene Ontology annotation, cellular component: site of double-strand break; nucleus. The record is from RefSeq and is a predicted model, not a curated record. Lineage: Eukaryota; Viridiplantae; Streptophyta; Magnoliopsida; Fabales; Fabaceae.